CGUGUAAAGCCCAUUUACGCACAGUCGUGCAAAGCAGCGCCACUGUGUGCAGUUCGUGCUUUUUAUGUAGACGCUGCAUAUAACGUAGGUAGCAUUAACUGGGGAAAUCAGUGGUUUAAAAAAAAUCACUGCAUUUGUUCUAAGGGAAGCGUGCGCUAGACAGAUUCUCUCCAAACAACGGAUUUCCUGUUCUCAUUCUCAACUGCUAGAAAGACCGUUCAAACAAGAAAAGAGCUACGAUUUUGGAUAUUGCUGGGAACGAAGCUGUAAUACCUGGUAUAAUUGAUUUCGUUAACGUCGUUAGCUCGUCUUAUCUCACAUCAACGGGAAACGAUAGGCUUUGCGAAAGGGUGCUACACUGGUUCUUUUUGUUUGUUUUUAAAGUCGUUUUUCAAACCCCCUUUUCCACAUUGGGAUGAUCUAGUCCAACGUUAUCUAUUACGCGUUCUUCAGAACAAUCAAGUACUGUAGCUAGCUGGGCAGCUAGCUAAGCGAUAAAACAAUCAUAUCUACCGUUAGCUAGUUAUAGCUUGCUAGCUAUGCACGCAGCUAACGACGAGCUAGCACACAUAGCUAGUUAGCUAUACAGUAUGUAUCCACUUUAGUCUUCAUGAAGAAAGGAUUGAAGCUGUUCCUCUCUUGCCUUACCCUGACUGAUAAAGAUUGAAUAAACACAAACGGGGCGAAAUCUUGACUCCCAACACUCGGGCGGCUGAAAAUCAACGAAACAAAGAAGAAAAAUCGUUUUAGAAACUAACUAAACGGCACUUGUUCUUGUCUGGAAAGAAAUACUUUAAAUGAGAAAUUGACAUGAUGUUUCCACAAUCCAGACACUCAGCUUCGUCCCAGCAGCUGAAAUUCACCACCUCCGACUCCUGCGAUCGGAUCAAGGACGAGUUCCAGUUCCUUCAGGCACAGUAUCACAGUUUGAAGCUGGAGUGCGACAAGCUGGCCAGCGAGAAGUCGGAGAUGCAGCGUCACUACAUCAUGUACUAUGAGAUGUCCUAUGGGCUGAACAUUGAAAUGCACAAACAGGCCGAGAUCGUCAAGAGAUUAAACGGAAUCUGCGCUCAGGUGCUCCCUUACCUGUCACAGGAGCAUCAGCAGCAGGUUUUGGGGGCCAUUGAGCGGGCCAAGCAGGUCACCCCGCCAGAGAUGAAUUCCAUCAUCCGGCAGCAGCUCCAGGCUCACCAGCUGUCCCAGCCCAGGGGCGGCCCGCCAUGA
Molecule: messenger RNA, 1224 nt
Organism: Anguilla rostrata (American eel)
Lineage: Eukaryota; Metazoa; Chordata; Actinopteri; Anguilliformes; Anguillidae
Product: TLE family member 5
Exons: 7
Coding region: 811-1224 (137 amino acids)
Biological process (GO): negative regulation of canonical Wnt signaling pathway; regulation of DNA-templated transcription
Cellular component (GO): transcription regulator complex; nucleus
Molecular function (GO): transcription corepressor activity; protein binding
Source: RefSeq, a predicted model, not a curated record